AUGAGUCUUUUAAACCCUGAUGCACGUGAUAGGUUCGAUGCUUAUGGAUAUCCAGAGCACAAUGGGAUGUAUUUGGACCAGCUUGGGGUCAUGGCGGUGAAGUGGCGGUUUGAGAGUGUUCCGGGAUUCUUCCAUCAGAGUGAUGAGACUACGGACGAUAUGGAGUUCAGGUAUGUCAAGGAAGAUUUUGGGGUUAAGGGCAGUUGGAAAGAGGUGAUGGAGAGAUUGGCCAGUGUGAGGUCUUCGCUGUCGUCAUCAUUACCUUCAUCCCUGCCAUCUACAGACCAAACCAAAUACAAACUUCUAUUUCUAGCCCGUCAUGGGGAAGGAUACCACAAUGUCGCCAAUGCUAAGUACCGAGACCAAUGGGCAUCCAAGUAUCGUUUCAUAGGCACCGACGGUGUGAUAACUUGGGGUCCUGACGCCAAAUUGACCGACCUAGGUAAAGCUCAAGCUGGUGAGAAUAACCUCUUUUUAAAGCAGCAAGUCGCUAAAGGUAUGCCUAUUCCCACAAAGUUCAUCGUAUCACCAUUACUGAGGUCAAUUGAGACCAUGGUGCUAGAAUGGGACGGAAUAGAUAUCCCUAGACCUAUAGUUAAUGAGAAAGUCCGUGAAACCAUCGGUAUAAAUAUCUGCCACCAAAGAGCUACCAAAACUGAACUCACUAACUUCCCCAUUGAUUUCCCACCAGACUUCCCUGAACAAGACGAGAUCUUCCAUGGUUUUACAUCCAGGGAAGAAUACUACCAGCAGUUCCUCAGAAUCAAUGAUUUCCUUCAGGAAUUGUUCGAAGAGGAUGAUGAAGUGGUCAGUAUCACUUGUCAUGCUGGGUCUAUCAGAGCGUUUUUGACGGUGAUAGGACAUCGGGGGUUCACUAUUCCUACAGGAGGAAUGAUCCCUGUUGUAGUGAAGGCCAGCGCUAGUACCAGGAGUCAGUGA
Yamadazyma jaroonii is the source of this 939-nucleotide messenger RNA. The record is from the annotation of a GenBank genome assembly. Lineage: Eukaryota; Fungi; Ascomycota; Pichiomycetes; Serinales; Debaryomycetaceae.